This is a messenger RNA of Heterobasidion irregulare TC 32-1, 547 nucleotides long. RefSeq lists its product as uncharacterized. The record is from RefSeq and is a predicted model, not a curated record. The transcript is spliced from 3 exons. The annotation marks the transcript as partial. NCBI's taxonomy places the organism in Eukaryota, Fungi, Basidiomycota, Agaricomycetes, Russulales, Bondarzewiaceae.
AUGCGCGCGAGUGCCGAGGGGUGGACGGGCGUUAACAUUGUCCCAAAUCUGCCUCGCAUAUACGAAGCAACCCGUCGGCGACUGGCCGCGCGACGUGCAUGCUCUCCCCCCACAGAAGGCGCCGAGACCAAGGUGGCUAAGCUCCGGUCCUCUAACACAUCCGCCUCGACGCGUCAGACCCUCAACCUCAUCCUCGUCGUCAAUGACUCGGCCGUCGAGAUCCUCGCAAACGACGCCACCGCGCUCACGGCGCGUGCACUCAUGGCUCGCAUCUUCCAUCAGGGCAGGCUUCCUCAUACCGCGCUCCAGCGUCAAUGCGCUACGAGCGCAUCGAGCGACGGCAACGGCGAGUCGGUGGAGGAGGGGUCAUGCGAGGGCGAGGAGCCGCUCUCCUGCAUGGACGCCGAGUCGGGGCGCAGGGGUAGGAUGAACUUGCUGAGCGCGGGUGCAAAGGCAGGGGAUGUCGCCGCUCAAGAACGGGCUCAGGACGCGGAUCCUGGGCCCGUACACGUCGGUGGCGGAGUCGGGCAGGCAAGGCUGUCCUUGA